Erinaceus europaeus (western European hedgehog) is the source of this 1711-nucleotide messenger RNA. RefSeq names its product ELOVL fatty acid elongase 1 (gene ELOVL1). Gene Ontology annotation, biological process: sphingolipid biosynthetic process; fatty acid elongation, polyunsaturated fatty acid; fatty acid elongation, monounsaturated fatty acid. The transcript has 8 exons. Lineage: Eukaryota; Metazoa; Chordata; Mammalia; Eulipotyphla; Erinaceidae. Gene Ontology annotation, molecular function: fatty acid elongase activity. Gene Ontology annotation, cellular component: endoplasmic reticulum membrane; endoplasmic reticulum. The coding region runs from base 360 to 1199 and encodes 279 amino acids. The record is from RefSeq and is a predicted model, not a curated record.
GACGGAGCGGCCCAGACCACGGAGCCCUGGCAGAGGCGGGCUGAGAAACGAGGAAGGGGUGGGGAGCCGGGGCUGGGUGUGCUUCCUGCCAGGCUCCUGGCGGCCCGCCCCAGCGCCCUCCCGGCGGGCCCAGCCGAGUGGAGCCGAGCCGGGGCUGCACGGCCCCUCCUGCCUCCGCGGCCACCCAAUCAGCAGGCGCCCCCCGCCCGGCCCGCCCCCUCCCCCUCUGGUGACAGAAAGUCGGCCCAGCAGAUGAGGAAGUGGCAAGCAGGUUGGCUCUGGGGACUUCUCUCUGGCCCUGCACCUUCUCGAGCCCUCUACUACUGUCCAUCUGGCCCCCCGCUGAAUCCCCAACCAGGAUGGAGGCUGUUGUGAACUUGUACCAGGAGGUGAUGAAACAUGCAGAUCCCCGGAUCCAGGGUUACCCAUUGAUGGGGUCUCCCUUGCUAAUGACCUCCAUCCUUCUGACCUAUGUGUACUUCGUUCUCUCACUUGGACCUCGAAUCAUGGCCAAUCGUAAACCCUUCCAGCUUCGUGGUUUUAUGAUUGUCUACAACUUCUCACUGGUGGCAUUUUCCCUCUACAUUGUCUAUGAGUUCUUGAUGUCUGGCUGGCUGAGUACCUAUACCUGGCGCUGUGACCCUGUGGAUUAUUCCAACAAACCGGAGGCACUGAGAAUGGUUCGAGUGGCCUGGCUCUUCCUCUUCUCCAAGUUCAUUGAGUUGAUGGACACAGUGAUCUUUAUUCUCCGGAAAAAAGAUGGACAGGUGACCUUUCUGCAUGUCUUCCACCACUCAGUACUUCCUUGGAGCUGGUGGUGGGGAGUAAAAGUUGCCCCAGGAGGAAUGGGUUCUUUCCACGCCAUGAUAAAUUCUUCUGUGCAUGUCAUCAUGUACCUAUACUAUGGAUUGUCUGCUCUUGGCCCUGUGGCUCAGCCCUACCUUUGGUGGAAAAAACAUAUGACGGCCAUUCAACUGAUCCAGUUUGUGCUGGUUUCACUGCACAUUUCUCAGUACUACUUUAUGCCCAGCUGUAGCUACCAAUUCCCAGUCAUCAUCCACCUCAUCUGGAUGUACGGCACCAUCUUCUUCGUGCUCUUCUCCAACUUCUGGUAUCACUCUUAUACCAAAGGCAAGAGGCUGCCACGCACACUUCAGCAAAAUGGAGCUACAGGUACAGCCAAGGUGAAGGCCAACUGAGUACCAUGGCGUAGCCAGGAGCCCACCUAAGUGCCUCAGGACUGCACCUUGGGCAGCAUCUGUCAAUGUCCUCCCCACCUAUACCUGUGACCAGGGCUUGUGGUCAGGACUGACUGAGCGGGGGACAAACUUUCCCCUCCUUACAGCUGGUACACAGGGACCACUGCUUCCGUUCCUCACCUACUUCUCCUGGUCAGCCCCCAGGAAUGUGGCCUCAAUGCCCUCUGACACUCCAGAGCAGAAGGCUAGAAGGGCUGGACACUUAAUUCUCCCUCUUGCCUUAAACUUGGGAGAGGAACACUCAGGGCUGGCCCCCAUAGGGUCUUCUGGCUUUUUUUCUCACACUGAAAAGGUCAGCAAUAACCUGUCACUGUGGAUCAGGCUCCCUCCAUCCUACACUAAAAUGGGAGCUUCUUGGCCAAAGGUCAGGGUGGGUGAGGGGCCUGGGAAUACAGCCUGUGGAGGCUGCUCACUCACUUAAAUCUUAAUUAAACAUGACAGAUAAAACCACA